Molecule: messenger RNA, 2143 nt
Organism: Populus nigra (black poplar)
Lineage: Eukaryota; Viridiplantae; Streptophyta; Magnoliopsida; Malpighiales; Salicaceae
Product: putative F-box protein At1g65770
Exons: 2
Coding region: 206-1441 (411 amino acids)
Molecular function (GO): protein binding
Source: RefSeq, a predicted model, not a curated record
GGUUAGCAUGAAAUUGUAUGGUCAAGCUUUGUUUCAUGCCUUCAGCUAAGCUCAAAAUCUUUCUUGAAACUUGAGUUAUUUCACUUAUUUGUGUGCGUUUUGUAUUUAAAUUCAAGAAAUCUGGAAGACUUUUUUAAUUUUUAGUUGUUUGAUUUAGGUACUAUAUUCUAAACUUUUUCAAACACUGCUUUCUUCCUAAUACCAUAUGCAUAAGAAGAAGCAGCCUUUAAUCAUCAUUAUCUCCAUCAAAGUCAAACCACUCCUCUCGGAAAUGACUAGCAUUCAAUGGGCAGACCUUCCGAAAGAACUGUUAGAAAUGAUCGGCAAACGCUUAGAUUCUCGUGUGGACACACUUCGCUUUCGUGCUGUCUGUACUUCAUGGAGAUCCUCUGUCUCCUUACCUUCAUCGGAUCAAGAAAUCCCUCCUCUCAUCCUCAACCUUCCUGGCCCAAUUUCUUAUCCCCCGCUUUUCUUUCAAACCACGAUCUGCCGCAUGGACCAUGUACGUAAAGAUCCAAACUCUUCUUCUUCAUCAAAAUCAUGGUUGGUUAAAGUUGGAGAGUCAAACUACGGUAAGUUGAAGCUUUUCAACCCGCUUACAAAUCAAGAAAUCAAGUAUUCUCCUAUAGCUUUGAACUUACUUGAAUUCAAGUUUGUGGAGUUGAGUAAAGCUUUUUUACUUAAAUCGCCUCAUGGGUUUUCUGUUGAUGGAAUAAAUAAAGUUGUUCUGUUUCGUGUCUCUGCAAAUUCUAGUGAUGAAAAUGAGUUUGGGAUUUUGGCUAUUUUUCAUGAAGUAGAGCUGGCUUAUUGGAAAUAUGGGGCUGAGAGUUGGAUUACAUUGGGUGGUGAUGAGAAUGUUCAGUAUGAUGAUAUUACUGUGUGCAACGAGCGGGUUUAUGUUGUUGAUAGAUGUGGGACGGUUUCUUGGAUUAGUCCGGUGUUGAAUGUGACUCAAUAUUACCCGUCGCUGUAUUGCUUCGGCGGGCAGAAGGAUUUGGUGGAGUGUUGUGGAGAUAUUUAUGUUGUUGAUAGGUAUCUUGAUGGAGAAAGAAGAAGAUGGGUAGGUAUUGAUGGUCUGAUGGAUAGCGAUGAUGAAAUUCUACCUAAUGUGGGAUUCACCCCGACACAUGCUCCUAAGGCAAUCGAUUUUAGAGUUUAUAAAAUGGAUGAAGAUUGGGGUAAAUGGAUUGAAGUCAAAUCGUUAGAUGACAAGGUCUUCGUUUUGGGGAUGGAUUGUUCCUUCUCAGUUUCGUGUAAAGAGUUUAAUGGAGUUAAAGGGAAUUGCAUUUACUACAUGGAUGGUGAUGAUUACGUGGGUAGUGGACUAAGUAGUGGGAGCAUUCAUGUGUUUCAAUUAGAAGAUGGUAGCAUUCACAAACUUGCAGCGAUUCCCGAGUUCUCUGAGAUAUUCUGGCCUCCAAGCAAUGUGUCCUCUGUGUAAAUCAAUCCGGGCCUGGAUGCUUCGUGUAUGCAUGAUUAUGCUAUGAUUUUGUUAGUUAUCUGAUUUACGCAAAUAAGAUGCGUGUUUUAGCAUCAUUGUAAUAUUGAAACCUUGGCUUCGGUAAUGCUUGGUGAUGUAAACUUGUUGACGUUGAUCAAUAUUGUUUAUCUGCGAUACUCUGCCAGUGGACAUUGAAGCCAAUCAAGCCUAGUUUUCCCUUCAAAGCAGGGGAAGAGAUGAAGACCCAGGUCUCAUCUUUGUACAGUUGCAUGAUCCCAUCCUCCGCAACCAAUCGAAUUUAAGGUGAUUAAUUACUCUGGGGAAGGAUCCUUUAACAGUCACGUUCAAAACCAAGAAUUUAAGAUAUGUAUGCAGAUUGAAGCCAAGAUCCCAUUCAAAAGAAGUGCAACUCCUCGUUGUCUCUCCCCUCUUGCAUGUAUUCUCUCUUUUCUUUUUCUUAUUUCUUUCUCUUUUUUUUGGUAAUUGUGGGUGUCCGGACCAGCUUAUGCACACCUCGACUAAUCCUUGAAGCCCUGAAAUUAACGAUCAUGUAAGUCUUUAAUAGCUUUGGAGUCUAUGACAGUUGAGCCACACCUCUCGAAACUUGAUUGUCCUACAUGGUGAACUAGUACCUCUUUAACCUAUGUAAACUUGUAUUCCAGAAUUUAAUUAUGGAUUGUGAAUAUUGAGAUCCAUUUUUAA